Messenger RNA from Acaulospora colombiana, 726 nucleotides. Lineage: Eukaryota; Fungi; Glomeromycota; Glomeromycetes; Diversisporales; Acaulosporaceae. The record is from the annotation of a GenBank genome assembly.
GUGACUUUAUCCCCAUCUCGGGUGCCCCUGGUAUCCCUCCUCCUCCAUUUGGCUUCCCCCAAGCACCAGGAGGGUUCCCUACACCACCCCUAGGCUUCCCCGCUCUCAACAUGCCGCACCCAACUGCAUUCGAGAACCUACCCCCGGGAGCUAUCCCACCCCCGCCCUUUGGGUUCCCCAACUUUCCUCCUAACCUCCAUCAACAACAGCAGCAACCUCCACCUCUCCCUCGUGGCUUCCGUGAAGCCGCCGGUCCAGCUGGCCACAUCGAUCCUCUGCAUAUCCCAGGUGUCUCUGCUGCACAACCCUUCCAAGCUUAUCAGCAACAACAGCAGAGGAGAACAGGGCCGACGUUGCCUAGUAAUCCUUCACUGCCAAAACGUCCACCUCCACCGACGAGUACCAAGCUGGCUUUGGACGAGAAUUCGGCGGCUGCUACUAUAUCAGCUGCCCCUGAAUUGCGAGAUUUCAGAAAGGAAGCUACUUCGUUCGUUCCACGAGGGAUUCGGCAAAAGGCGCAACCAAAGGAAAACCCGAGGGUGAACGCCGCACCAGGGGAUACGGCUGAUGCCGAAAUGGAAGAAGUUGAUGCGCCACCAAAUCUUAUGGAAGCCCUCAAAAAGGCUGGUGUGGCGGCAAAUCCGCCGGCUGCCAGCAAGACUUCAGGGGAAGCUGGACUGUCAGCCUCCAAAGAUCGAAAUCAAGAACAAAAAGACGAAUAUGAUC